AUUAUGAUUCACUUAAGUUUUAUCUCCUCUCUCAACAGACUAUCUGAGUCUUAGACUAUCUGAGAAAACCUUUUGGAAAAGACGGGCUAUAUGGACCCAACUAACUCUAUCUGGGAGGGGAGAACGCCCUCACAUGGUACAACCCAUGCACAAGCUGCGGUGUAAGGUUUGACCUUCAGAGGACAGGAUGAAUUCUUUGAAAUUGACGCUUUUUGUGUGCCUUUGCUUCAAAGUUAUUCAAACUGAAGCCUCAUCUUGGACAGCUAAGGUGCCAUCCUCAAUUAAAGGUCUCCCUGGAUCUUGUGUGGUCAUCCCCUGUUCAUAUGACCACCCAGAUCCUGGCAAGACAGUCACUGAAUUUAAUGGCAUUUGGACUGAAGCGAGCACAUCUCAGGUCAUCUAUCACCCAGUGGAGUCAAAAAUCGUGGAUCCAUAUCGGCAACGGACAGAGCUCCUGGGAGACAUCAGUCAAAAGAAUUGUUCACUGAAGAUUGAUCCUCUUAAAUCAAGUGACCACGGGCCUUUUGUUUUCAGGAUUGAAAUAAAGAACUAUAACAGUUAUUCCUAUGUAACGAACAAAGUGACCAUUACAAUGAACAAUGAACCAGAUCCAGUCAAUUUCUCUGUGAAGGAGGAGGUAAAGGAGGGUGAAACCGUUUCUGCAUCCUGCUCUGUAACUCACUCCUGCCCUGCCAUUCCUCCUACUUUCACCUGGAGUCACUCUGAGAAAGCACAUGUCCAACAUCAGCAGCUUGAAGGUGGCCAGUGGAAAACAACAUCUACUCUGAGCUUUCACCCUACCAGCGCUGAUCACAAUAAGCCUUUAAAAUGCAAUGUAAAAUACAAGGGAGGGCAGACACAACAGAAGUCCAAGAACCUCAGAGUAAAAUACGCACCACUGAAUGUGAAGGUUCAAUACAAGUCAGAUGUAAAGGAAGGAGAAGUUGUGCAGCUGAAAUGCUCCAGUGAAGCUCACCCUCCAGCCCACAGCUAUGAAUGGCAUAAUGAAACUGGUGCUAAACUGUAUCAGGGAAACGUCUUCAUGCUCAAUGUCUCCAGACGCCACACAGGAGCCGUGUACUGUACUGCCAACAAUACAGAGGGACAAGGCAAAUCAAAACCUGUGCAGUUCAAUAUGUUAUAUGCACCUGAGGUUAAUUCCACAUCUUCCUGUUCCGUAAAUGCAGAUUUGGUGAAGUGUCGGUGCAUUGUGGCGUCCGAGCCUCCCAGCAUGAUUCACUUUUUGCUUUCUGAUAAAAUCCUGCCAAGCACCAAGAUAGAGAAAAAUGGCUCUUUUACCAUCGGGACACUGCAGGCAGAGUUUGGAUCCUAUACAUUUGUCCUGUGUCUGGCGAACAACACACAGGGCAAUGCCACUCUCAUGUUACCUGUGAACAGUAACAUGCAGAGUCUUUAUAUCAUCAUCGCCGUUGGAGUAGGUGUGACUUUAUUGAUCAUUUUAUUAACAGUGGGAGUUGUUAAAAAAUGUAGGGGGCGAUCUGGAGAUGCACCACCAUUGCACAUGAGCACCACGGGGGCACGCAAAGCUGUGGUGCUCCCUGACUAUGCUGUAACAAAAAGAAAAGAGCAGUAUGAUGAUGAUGUACACUGCUCUGCGGUUUAUAUCAAUGAUACCAAUGAUGCUGUAUAUGACAAUGUAGAGACUGGCUACGAUGAUGCAGUAUAUGCCAACAUGUAACCGUUGAAUUCACGAGAGGAACAGCUGCAUUCCCUCUGCAUGUUGUCUACCUGAUGUGAGUCAAGAAAAUUAUGUAAAAAAGAAAAAAAAAAAGCUAUUUUCUGUAUAUAUGUGUUAUUUAAAAAAAAAUCAACUCAGUUUUAUUUAUAUAGCAUCAAAUCAUGACAAAGGUUAUCUCAGGACAAAGCAGGUCAAGACUGUGCUCUUUAAAAUAUUAUUAUUUUCUGUCUCUUGUAAUUCAUGCUUUGUCUGAUCAACAGUAUUACAGUAUAUGUGUUGUAUGUGAAAAAUUAAAGUAUUUUAAUAAUGUACUUACAAAUUAGUUUGACAACUCUUAAUUGUUACAGUAUAAAUCAUCCAGUACCACAUAUUGCACACGUUAUGGCCUGUCUUAUAUUUUCUCCUUCUGAGAGUGACAAAUAAGAUCAUAGCUGUCAUGCUUAGUUCCUCCUGAAUAACACAAGGUGUUGACCUUUUUGUACUCCAACUGGGUUAUUGUGCAUAACAACACAGAUGGAUUGAACAUAAUACACAUGCACUUACCUCAUAAAAGAGUACCAGUCAAAUUUGUGGAAGAAUAAUUUUUAUUCUUUAUAAACUUGCUUGAGUUUAAGAAAUACUGCACUGUACAUCUGUAUGUAUGUAUCAACAGUUCAUUAACCUUCAUAGAUUGUAUUCACUCAUUCAUAACCUAAAACAAUAAAAAGUAUUCUGUA
Molecule: messenger RNA, 2415 nt
Organism: Larimichthys crocea (large yellow croaker)
Lineage: Eukaryota; Metazoa; Chordata; Actinopteri; Sciaenidae
Product: sialoadhesin
Exons: 10
Coding region: 188-1699 (503 amino acids)
Source: RefSeq, a predicted model, not a curated record